This is a messenger RNA of Orbicella faveolata, 2089 nucleotides long. Its product is annotated as clathrin heavy chain linker domain-containing protein 1-like. The record is from RefSeq and is a predicted model, not a curated record. Lineage: Eukaryota; Metazoa; Cnidaria; Anthozoa; Scleractinia; Merulinidae.
CGACUAAUAUUCAGCUGUGGCAACGGAGAGAGCCCGAAGCUAUGGCUGAAAAUUAUUAUUGACUUUUAACUUGCACUUUGAUGCUGUUCCUUUUGGAACAAAGUCAUAUUGGAAAGAGGCAUUUAUCCCUCAAACGAUUACUCUUGGAGUCAUGCAAUCCAGGAGAUCUUCCAGUCCACUUUCAGUGUAUUCACAUCGAAACUCAAAAUCACCUCUUAGUUCGAGGGAAUUUAGAGAGAGGAAAAUUGGGCUGCCUGGCGCCGAUCUUCGAGAAAUAGAAAUUAACAUUGCUGAUGAACUUCGACGAGUCAAGUUUCAUCCGGACUACAGCAGGCAAGAGUGUUAUAUGGUGUAUAAACAUGCAUUUGACCAACUUAUUGAAAGCAAAGCUGUCGUUUAUAAGUCGAUCUUGUCACAGAUCAAAGCCGAGUACGAAGAGUUUAUUGAGACUCUAGAAAGAGGUGAAAGUCAAACUGUUUAUCUUCAAGGAAUGCUGAAGGCUUUGCUGUCAGAGAAAGCGAACGUAAGGCACUUUGUACAGAGGGGUGAUGAACUGGAAGAAAAAAUGGCAAAGCUGAAAAAACACAACACACAGCUCAGGCAAAAACUUAACACGAUAAGAGCCGAAAGAGCGCGAAGGAUAGCCUCGGCAGAAAGUAAAUCGAUGCAUUCCGUCGUGAAGGAGACAAGACUUUUAAUUCCUGGAUUAUCUCUCAGUGAUCUCACUGACAUAUCGUCUUUGAAGAAGACAUUAAUACGAUUAGAAGCUCAAGUAAAGGAACUGAAGGAAGCUACAACGACUAAAUUUGCAGAGAAGGGUCAGAAGCAGAUUCUGAAACAACAGCUAGCGAAAAAGGAAAAUGGCAGAGAUCAUGAAUUGACAAAUCAUGAGAAACUGCAGGAUCGCUGCGAGACCCUAAAGGUUGCAAUCGAGGCAGGAAGAUCGGUGGUUGAUAAUCCAGACCAGGAUGUGCACAUUACUGAUGUUGUAUUCCGAGAACUAGCAAAGUAUGGCAACAGCAAGUAUGGAAAGAAAAGUGAUUCACUGCAGUUCUUUGCAAGCUUUGAUGAGGAUGAUCCCUUAAAGAAGAAAGAAGCAGAGCGCUUAAUUGAAUACGUUGAUCACUUCAACAAUUUAUUUGACUUUGGCCAGUUUGAAUUGGCUGCAAUGCAUGCUGCCAACUCACCAAUGGGAAUUCUCAGAACUUAUGAAACAAUGAUUAAAUUCAAACAAGCUGAGGUCCAAGAAGGUGAAGUGUCUCCUCUAUUGAUCUUUUGCGAUGCCCUGAUGGCGACAGCAUCUGCGGCACAGCCUCUAACUGGAGCCAUGUCCUCUGAGUGUAUUCGAUGUGCUCUGAGUCAAGGACGUCUUGAUCUGGCUACACACUGGCUUGCCCAAGAAAAGCUAACGUACUCCAUCCCACUAGGUGAUGCUUUUCGUAGUUAUUGCAAAUGUGAACAAAACUGUACCUGCACAUGCCUGCCUCUGGCACAAACUAUUUACAUGAAAGUUGGUGCCCAUCACCAGGUGAUUGCUUGCCUUUGUGGACAGCAAAAGUUUUCAAUCAUGUUGAACUAUGCACGGAAGCACACAAAGUUCACAACGGAGGAUUACAGGGCCAUCUUAUUAAGGAAUCCUUCGCCUGAACUGGCUAAGCUUAUGCUAAGCAGUCCUGGGCCCGAUAGAAAGGUUGGCCUACUAAGCUUUGCCUCUGUUGUCGGAGCUCUUCUAGAUGACAACCAACACAAGAUGCUGCUGAACGUGUUAAGGCAUCUCUCCCAGAGUAACACCGAGGAUUUGUCUGCAGUGAUGACAGAUGCCUUGUUUAACGAAACAAAGAGUGACAACAUGGAUAUGGACAGAUGGUUACAGGUUGUUAACAUGUGCCAGGAAGAAGGGUUGCUGGAAAUUGGUGUUGAAAUACUUUCAAUGUUGACCAUAAGAGAUGCCUUGAACAAAGCAUCUAUUGCUUUCAGCAUGGAUUACAUUUCCUAAUUCCACAUUCUAGUGCGAUUUUUCAAAUGUUUGUUUGAGUCAAAAUUUGAAAACACAGCUUUAUUUCUAUGCUUAGGCUUACUGUCCACACUA